Rotaria sordida is the source of this 957-nucleotide messenger RNA. Lineage: Eukaryota; Metazoa; Rotifera; Eurotatoria; Philodinida; Philodinidae. The record is from the annotation of a GenBank genome assembly.
AUGUCUCGUCAAUUGAUAUUCUUACGUUUGACGGUAUCAUGCAAUGGAACAUUUUUCUCUUCGGAUCGUUGGGAACAAUUAAUUUUAAAUCAUAUACCUCAUUUACGUAUAUUUGAUUUUCAAUAUAACAUGUCACCUGAGUAUCCCAUCAAUGAUGAGAAUUUGAAUUUCGUACCAAUCGAUCAAUUUAUCUCGACAUUUUGGUCAAAUCGAAAUUGGUGCUUUGAAUAUCAAUAUUGGCCAGAUAAUGAUGAUGACGAGUCGUUUCCAAUAGUCUUCUAUUCGACUCAUCCAUACAGAAGAAAAUAUUAUGAAUUGAUUGAAUGUAUCGAUGAUGAAGAUAUUGAAAUCCAUUCGGCUUCUCAUCUUACCAUUCGACAACAAAUGAACACGAUUACAUGUUCAAGUCACUUUCCAAACAUCACCAAACUUACUCUCAAUGCUAACUUUCUAGAUGAGAAUGGUCAAUUUAUUCGUGAUAUUAAUCGUAUUAUUUCAUUAUCAAAACUCAAAUAUUUAUUGAUGGACGAACAAGAACUUCGUAUUGAUCAACUCAUUGAACUUCUAACAUUUACAUCAAAUAUUCAUUCGUUAACAUUUGCUCAAAUGUUUUUUCUCGAUUUUCAUUCUUUAUCUAUUGAACAAACGGAUAUGUUUCAUCAAAUAUCAAUGAAAAAUAAAAUUACUGAAUUGAACAUCGAACAUGGUUGUACACUUGAACAUCUUAAGUUUUUUGUUAAUCUUUGUCCUCGUUUACAACAUUUGACAAUUGGUAUUAGUGAAACUUCAUUGGAAUCAAUUCUGAAAUUUUUAUUAUCAAACAAAGAUUCGAAUCUCUUCUCAUUACGCAUUCUGAACACGAACAAAGAGACAAUCAAUGAAAUUAUUCGUCGUGAAAUACUUCUCGAAAAUUAUUCCAUUGAAUAUGAAAACAGUGCAAUACAUUUAUGGUGGUAA